Wasmannia auropunctata (little fire ant) is the source of this 1432-nucleotide messenger RNA. RefSeq names its product tRNA pseudouridine synthase-like 1. Gene Ontology annotation, molecular function: pseudouridine synthase activity; RNA binding. The transcript is spliced from 6 exons. The coding region runs from base 348 to 1316 and encodes 322 amino acids. Gene Ontology annotation, biological process: tRNA pseudouridine synthesis. NCBI's taxonomy places the organism in Eukaryota, Metazoa, Arthropoda, Insecta, Hymenoptera, Formicidae. The record is from RefSeq and is a predicted model, not a curated record.
UGUGGUUCGCAACUUCACUGUUCGCACGUGGCGUCCGUGGUGAUUGUCGCUUGUCGCGGUUAUAAAACCCGUGAGUCGUAAGAUCGCCGCUAAUUGUUUAUGCGUUUGAAUUUACGUAACUUGUAUGAGUAAUUGACAGCGAUCGAAUUGUUAAUUUUGAUAAAAUGCUAACGGGGAAGCUGUUCGACGAGAAUUUGGAACCCAGCUUAUUUUAAUCCGUGUAUAUUCGUCACAAAGUGAGGUUAUAAGGAUUGUCGAUUUUCGCUAGAAUUGUACGACUUUCCGCUAUUUGUGUACAUACGAUAAUAUAUUGUUCUUCUCGCUUGCGCGUGUAAGAGACAAAAAUUAUGGUACGAUAUUUGCUUAAGUUUUCGUACAUUGGUACACAUUACAGGGGUUUACAGAGGCAGACGGCUGACAACUUUAUACGGGAUACGGAUUCCAUCCAGGGCGCUUUAGAAACUGCUCUACGAACCGUCUUGCCGAAGACUCUAAUUAGCCCGUCUCUGUGUCUUUCCAGCAGGACAGAUGCUGGAGUUCAUGCCUUAGGCAACACUGCUCAUGUAGAGCUCGAAAACAAAUACAACACACUAUAUGAUUCGUCGGUUGUAAAGAAAUACGUUAAUCGUUAUUUUGCCAAAUGUUGUCACACCAUUAGGUUACUAGAUUGUAUACCUGUCACGAAUGAUUUUCACUCAAGAUAUUCAUGUAAAUCCCGAACGUAUUUGUACAGAUUUAUGGUACCUAAGGUAUGUGAAGAGCAACGGAUAUCCCUUCCUGAAGCGACGCAUACUUACCAUUUAAGGUCAUACGAUUUCGACAUAGAUAGAGCGAAACGUGGUACACAAUUGUUUAUGGGAACAAAAGACUUUACUACGUUUAGCUCGAAAGUUACGGAUCGAAAAAUUCAGUAUGUACGCGCCUUACAGGCUUUUACGUUGGAAGAGGCGCAGCCUUUAAUGCCUUUCGAUCCACUGUCCAAAAAUUUUACGUACUGGCACUUCACGUGCAAGGCACGAGCCUUCUUGUACAAUCAGGUCAGACGAAUGGUCGGUGCUCUAAUCGCGCUAGGACAGGGAAAGAUAACGGAGAAGGAUAUCACUGUAAUGUUACAAGUUCCCUCCCAUCAUAACUGGAAUAAUCGUAUUACGCCUGUACCACCGAACGGCUUGCAUCUACUGAACGUAGAAUAUGAUCCAGAUGAAUUAACACGUUGCACUAUAUCGAAGGAGCAAGCGGAGAAACCAGAAUCGGAGGAGCAAACACGGAAACGGCGGUGGGAAGAGCGAAAACAAGGACUGCGAUUGAAGGAAUAGAAGAAAAAUAUAUGUUUAAAAGACUAUUAAUUGCAACAGUUGUGAAAGAUAAUAUUCUAUGUACAUAAAAUAGUAUCUAUCAUACGAUAGAUAUUAAUAAAAUUAGCAUACAGAAA